AUGCCGCUUUUACAGCCAGCAUUUAUGGAUUUGCAAGGCAGAGUGGGCAUACUGGGAACCAGAAAAAUGCAGCCUGGAGAUGUACUGGAACCUCUUGGGCACAGAGGAGGAUACCGAUGGAGGCACAAAGGCACAGAGAAAUCCUGGUGUGCUGGUCAUGCCUCUUUUUGGGCUCAGGCAGAGGACAAAGCCAUUUCAUAUUUACCAUUCCUUGACCCGUAUGAGACGGAUGUGCAGGAAAAUGUGUACAGCGUCUCCGUCGACGGCUACAUGAACAUGCAGCUUGCAAACACAGAGGAGUAUAUAGACGGUGCGUUGUCUGGACACCUGGGUGAAGUUCUGAUAAGGUGCAAUAAUGUUUUGUACAUCAGAGGUGUGGAAGAAGAGGAAGAAGAUGGAGAAAUGAGAGAAUAGGUGUUUUGUAUAUCUGGAAAUAAACUUUCUUUUUUUUUUUUUGUUUUUCCAUGA
Molecule: messenger RNA, 468 nt
Organism: Pygoscelis adeliae (Adelie penguin)
Lineage: Eukaryota; Metazoa; Chordata; Aves; Sphenisciformes; Spheniscidae
Gene: SNRPF
Product: small nuclear ribonucleoprotein polypeptide F
Exons: 5
Coding region: 1-414 (137 amino acids)
Biological process (GO): mRNA splicing, via spliceosome; spliceosomal snRNP assembly
Cellular component (GO): U1 snRNP; catalytic step 2 spliceosome
Molecular function (GO): RNA binding
Source: RefSeq, a predicted model, not a curated record